GCACCAAUUUUAAAAAAAUAAUAAAUGGACAUGGUGGCGAAGGUACACGUGUCAACGCUAGACUGCCACCGCCUUCUACCGACCGGUAAUGUUUUCCGGCCUUUGAUUGGACGGCGUAGAGUUGUUGUACAACCUUGCAGGAGCUUUAAGUCUGAGGAUGUGGGCCCGGCUGAAUAUGUGAAGGUGAACAAAUUUGUUGGAGCUAUUAGGUCUGCUGUAUGGAGUUGUUCAAAGCCAAGUUUGAGAACUGAAAAUAAGCUUAGAGAAGCUAUGGAGAUGUUGGAGGAGAGAUUAUUCUCGUUGGCUUUAUAUGUUGGAAGAUAUAUUAUAACAAUGAUGAGCACAGGUGUUGUCAUGUUCGUUGGGUUUCAGUUGUCAGGUGGAGAUAGCCAGAUGAAUGAAUUGAUAUGGUACAGCUGGCUUGGAGGAAUUAUUAUCGGCACUAUGAUAGGAUCCAAUUUGGUUUUGGAUGAAGUUGCUCGAGCUGGCCCCCGUAAUGUCCUUAUAACAGGAAGUACAAGGGGACUAGGGAAAGCUCUUGCGCGCGAAUUCUUACUUUCUGGAGACCGAGUCAUUGUUACCUCUCGCAGCCCUGUGUCUGUCGGUUUGACUAUCGAGGAGCUUGAGGAAAAUCUGAAGCAAGCUUUGAAUGCUGCCACUGGGUCUGCUAGAAAAAAGCUGGCACAUGCAAAAGUGGUUGGUAUCGCUUGUGACGUCUCUGACCCUGUUGAUGUUAAAAAACUGGGCAAGUUUGCUGCAGAUGAACUUGGUUAUAUUGACAUUUGGGUGAACAAUGCUGGGACAAACAAAGGCUUUCGACCCUUGCUGGAGUUUACCAACAAUGAUAUUCAAGAGAUUGUCUCCACAAACCUGAUUGGUUCUAUACUAUGCACUAAAGAAGCCAUCCAAAUCAUGGAAACCCAAAACAAAGGUGGACAUGUCUUUAACAUGGAUGGUGCAGGUUCUGGAGGAUCUAGCACCCCACUAACAGCUGUCUAUGGGUCUACAAAAUGUGGUCUCAGGCAGCUUCAAUCAUCCCUACUGAAGGAGUGCAAGCGGUCAAAAGUUGGAGUGCAUACGGCCUCUCCAGGCAUGGUCCUAACUGACCUACUUCUGAGUGGAUCAACUAUCCAAAAUAGGCAGAUGUUUAACAUCAUUUGCGAACAUCCAGAGACAGUUGCUAGAACACUAGUGCCAAGGAUGCGGGUUGUAAAAGGAAGUGGAAGAGCCAUCAAUUAUUUGACUCCACCAAGGAUCUUAAUUGCCUUAGUAACCGCAUGGUUGAGACGGGGCCGAUGGUUUGAUGAUCAGGGAAGAGCACUGUAUGCUGCAGAGGCGGAUCGACUCCGUAACUGGGCUGAGAGUCGGACACGUUUUUCAUUCACAGAUGCGAUGGAGAUGUACACUGAGAAUACUUGGGUGUCGGUGUUCUCACUCUCUGUAGUUUGUGCAUUCAUCAUAUUAUCUAGCACAGGUAGUACAUAGAGUGGACUUAGAUGCUAGCCUCAAUUGGUUGAGGUGGUUUGGAAAAUAGGAAGCACUGAAUUAUGACACAGCUAACUUACAUCACUCCAGCUUUAAAAUUGAUCAUAAAGAAAGGACAUAUCCAAUUGGAAUUGGUGUUUGCUUUAUCUAUUACAUGCUUAAAAAAGAAAUCAGCUAGGCAUUGGCAUGAUGGUCUCGGUGAAUGAUAUUGGAUGUAUAGGAAUUUGGCCUUAUGAAAUGUAAAAAUGAAAGUAUCAGUAUUCUUUUAGCAAAAAUCAGUGUAAUAACUAUUGUUAUUGAGAUGUUCUGAACCCUGGGUCUCUUCUUCCUUCAGCCUUGUUGCAUUUUUCUUCUUGUUGUGAGAAAUGCUACUUUGUUUUUGUUAACAAAGAGCUUGCCUUGCCCAA
Molecule: messenger RNA, 1892 nt
Organism: Solanum verrucosum
Lineage: Eukaryota; Viridiplantae; Streptophyta; Magnoliopsida; Solanales; Solanaceae
Product: probable chlorophyll(ide) b reductase NYC1, chloroplastic
Exons: 10
Coding region: 25-1485 (486 amino acids)
Biological process (GO): chlorophyll catabolic process; PSII associated light-harvesting complex II catabolic process
Molecular function (GO): chlorophyll(ide) b reductase activity
Source: RefSeq, a predicted model, not a curated record